AUGGUUGGAUUUCUAAAAAGUCUCCUGCUUAUUGCCUUACUUUCUUGUGCCUAUGGCCUUAACCAAUGUGCAAAAUAUCUAUGCAAAACCUCUGAUCAAGAUUUCCUUCCAGAAACUUGUGCCUACCAAGAUAACAUCACUGAUACUUACUACGCUCGAAAAUGUUCAGAUUCAAGCUAUGAUUGUGUAUCAGAUGCAACAUCAUCUUAUCAAUUUAAUUACACUUGCAAAGUGCCCACUCCACUUCCUGUCAACAGCUUGCCAGGUGAAUGGUGCAAGACAUUGGACGACUGCCUCUAUUCCACUGCUUGCAAUGAUGGAAUAUGCAUAGGAACUCCUAAAGGCCAACCUUGCACAUAUAAUGGCCAGUGUGAACCAGGAACUUUUUGCAGCAGCAGCAACGUUUGCACAGCCCAGAUAGAGAUAAAUAGGGCUGGCUAUUUUGCUGUAAUAAUUAUUUUAUCAAAGCCCAUCUUUUUAUUUCCAUAAGAGUAGUUUUGCUAGAAAAAAAGUUUUAGCAAAUUCUCCAAUAUUAUAUAGGAGAGACAGGUUGUCUCUAUGAUAGUCAGUGUGUGAAUAACGGAGCUUGUAACAUCACUUCGCAAAAUGAUCUUUCGAUGAAUAAAUGCCUUAAAUUUAGAUCAUUUAGCGUUCAUGAUCCUGUAGGCCACUGUAAUACAGGAUUUAGUACUUUGUGCCCUUAUAUUUACUGUGCAGAAAAGGAGCCAUAUAUGUUUUACUGCACUGAUUUGUUCUCAACUGCAAAUGGCACUGGGACUCAAUGCGAAAUGAAUAAUAGAGGAGACUGCGAUUCUAAUGAAGACAGUUUCUUCAGUCCUGCAUACUCCGUAGAGGGAGAUUGCACCUGCGGAUUCAAUUCUGAAAGAAUCUCGUAUUGUUCAGCACUUCCAGGAGAUGCUCCAUACAAAAAAUAUAUGGCUCAACUUUUAAAGUGGGUUGCAAGUGAGGCAAUUUUUUCAUGCAAUACGCUUAAUAGAUUUGACGAUAAUUGUAUCAAGACGCAUUGGGAUAAAGACAAUUAUAAUACUUAUGUGUAUUAUGAAAUGCAAGCAAACGGAUAUCAAUGGUAUGUUAAUGCUCCAGAUUGUGUAAUGGAAGCAUUCGCCCAAAAUUAUUUACAAGCUCAAGCAGCUGCAACAGGCGGCAAUGAUAAUGAUAAUGGAGGCGAUGAUUCUGCAACUUUCUUAGUAAGCUUCUCGAUUUUGACUCUCGCUUUGAUAUCACAAUAG
Molecule: messenger RNA, 1250 nt
Organism: Blepharisma stoltei
Lineage: Eukaryota; Ciliophora; Heterotrichea; Heterotrichida; Blepharismidae
Source: the annotation of a GenBank genome assembly